UUCCAUCUAGGCCGGAAAAAUCAACAAGAGAAACUAUCCUUGCAGAAAGGAGGAGAAGCGAGAGGUGGGAGGGAAGAAAAAGAUGAAGAUUUCUUCGGUCUUCCUGGUUUUCACUUUUUCUUCCCUCACCCCAUGAUGGCCUGAACGAUGCAGUCCAGAGUCUUUCUUCAGUUGGCGCAGAAGAAAUCAUUUCCAUUUCCAAGAUUUUCUUGUCAGAUCCUUACCAUGCAAACCGAGACCUGAGUUCUAACCAAUUUCUCAAAAAGUUGCCGGAAUUUUUGGCACAGAAGUCAUGGCAAUGCCUCGAAUCUUCUUGGUGCUAAUUCUUUAUUCAGUUGCCUUGCGAUUUAAAGGAUUGGUUGCUCAGAAGGACGCAUACGUUCCCGUUGAUUCCAUUCUGCUGAAUUGUGGCUCUUCCGGUGAUGAAACAGAUUCCGACGGCCGAAAGUGGAAGGGCGACGUUGGAGGCAAAAUCGAUCUGACAUCACAGAGCGAUGUUCCAGUGAAAGCCCAAUACCAGGACCCUUCGCUUCCAUCCACAGUGCCAUACAUGUCUGCCCGAAUCUUCAGUUCUGAAUCGACUUACACCUUUCAGGUGACGCCGGGGCCGCAUUGGAUCCGCCUCCAUUUCUACCCUGCUUCUUACAGCAGCCUUGCUGCAUCUGAUUCUUUCUUCUCUGUAACUACCGGCGGAUUCACUCUCCUUCACAACUUCAGCGCUGCAAUCACUGCCCAAGCUCUCACCCAGUCCUACAUCAUCAAAGAGUACUCCGUGAAUUGCACCACCAACUCCCUGAACAUUACCUUCAGUCCCUCUGCUGAUCAUCCAUCUGCAUAUGCGUUUGUUAAUGGGAUCGAGAUCAUCUCGAUGCCGGAUAUAUAUUACAGCGAUGAUGUUCGGCUCGUCGGUUUCGAAGAUCAGUUAAUCGACAUUUCUGGCAACUCUUUUCAAAUGAUGUACCGGCUGAAUGUUGGAGGUCAGUUCAUAUCAGCAGCUGAAGACUCCGGUCUUAGCAGAACCUGGUAUGAUGACACACCUUAUCUAUAUGGUGCUGGGAUUGGUAUCACAACUGCUGCUAGUAAGAAGUUGAGUAUACAGUAUUCAACGGACACAACGAUAUACACAGCUCCGGUUGAUGUCUACUCCACGGCGCGGUCGAUGGGCCCUGAUCCAAAGAUCAAUCAGAACUACAACUUAACCUGGAAUUUUCAGGUGGACAAGAACUUCACAUACAUAGUCAGGCUACAUUUUUGCGAGCUUCAGUAUAAUGAGGUGAAUCAGAGGGUGUUUGAUAUUUACCUAAACAAUCAAACUGCUCAAGAAAGCGCUGAUAUCAUAGGAUGGGCAUCUUCGAAAGCUGUUCCUGUACACAAAGACUAUGCUGUUAUGGCUUCUGAUGCGGACACUUUGUGGGUAGCCCUUCAUCCUUCCGUUGGGAUGAAGCCGGAAUAUCUUGAUGCUGUUCUUAAUGGGAUAGAGAUUUUCAAAAUAAAUGAUGCUACUGGGAAUCUGGCCGGACCCAAUCCAAUUCCUUCCCCUUUGCUCCCUGAUCCUGUUGCUGACGACUCAGAUUCAUCUCCUUCCGGGAAUUCGGGAAAGAAGCUUCACGUGAUUGGUGGCGCAGCUGGAAGUGCUGCAGUUUUGGGCGCUCUGGCCUUCUGUGUUGCUGUCUAUUACAGAAAGAAGAGAGAAGGCCUGGGACCUGACGGCAUGACAAGUGGAGCAUCUGCAUGGCUUCCACUCUAUGGUGGAAAUUCUCACACAAUGGGAAGCAAAGUGUCCACUAUAUCCGGAAGAAGCUGCACCAGCAGCCAUGUCUCGUCGAUGGCAGCCAAUCUCUGCAGGCACUUUACAUUUCAAGAGAUCAAGCAGGGAACCAAGAACUUUAACGAAUCAUUGGUAUUGGGAGUUGGUGGAUUUGGAAAAGUUUAUGUAGGUGAGAUUGAUGGUGGUACCCAGAAGGUGGCAAUCAAGCGGGCCAAUCCUUCAUCGGAGCAGGGUGUGCAUGAAUUUCAAACUGAGAUAGAAAUGCUUUCAAAGUUGAGGCACAGGCAUCUUGUUUCACUAAUUGGGUAUUGCGAGGAUGACAAUGAGAUGAUCUUGGUUUAUGAUUACAUGGCACAAGGAACACUCAGGGAACAUCUCUACAAAAGUAAUAAGCCCCCGCUUUCAUGGAAACAGAGGCUGGAAAUAUGCAUAGGGGCAGCUAGAGGAUUGCAUUAUCUUCACACUGGUGCAAAAUACACAAUCAUCCAUAGAGACGUGAAGACUACCAACAUUCUUUUGGAUGACAAAUUUGUAGCAAAGGUUUCUGAUUUUGGCUUGUCAAAAACUGGGCCUGGACUUGACCAUACUCAUGUCAGCACAGUGGUGAAAGGCAGUUUUGGCUACCUUGACCCUGAAUACUUCAGGAGACAACAACUGACUGAUAAAUCUGACGUUUACUCUUUUGGGGUUGUUCUGUUUGAAGUUUUGUGCGCUAGACCAGCUUUGAAUCCAAGCCUUCCUAAAGAGCAAGUAAGUCUUGCAGAUUGGGCUUUACAUUGUAUGAAGAAAGGGGUCCUAGAGGACAUUAUUGAUCCACAAUUGAAGGGGAAGAUCAAUCCUGAGUGUUUGAAGAAAUUCGCUGAGACUGCACAGAAAUGCCUUUCCGAUCAUGGUAUGGACCGGCCGGCAAUGGGAGACGUUCUAUGGAACCUUGAAUUUGCUCUGCAGUUGCAGGAGAGCUCAGAAGAUGGCAAGGCAUCGACAACAGAUAAAAGCGGAGCUCCAGGUCUCUUUAAUGAGCUCAAUAACCAUAGUUCAGACGGUGUAGUUGGAGUUGAGGCCAUGAUGAAUGAGGAUGCCAGCACUCUAACCUCGACUGAAGUUUUCUCGCAGCUUAUUAGUCCAAAAGGGAGGUAAUGCCUUGUUACUUGCUACAAAUCUUUGGCUUGGUCGAAGGCACAUUGUUCACAAGCAAUCCUCGUCAAGAGCAUAGCUCCAAGUCCUAGAAAAUAAGUUCAUUUUUUUGUCUGGUUAUUUGAUCAAGGAUUUGCCAUUGUGCUCUGUUUACUGUUAUGCAUCUUGCUUUAACGUGGAAAGAAGAUUCUUCAUUUGUAACUGGUCACCUUCUUGUCAUAUUAUCCUUGUAACGUUCUUUAAUAAUAUUGGUGGUAGCAGCGUA
Messenger RNA from Nymphaea colorata (pocket water lily), 3167 nucleotides. RefSeq names its product receptor-like protein kinase FERONIA. The transcript has 2 exons. Gene Ontology annotation, molecular function: protein kinase activity; ATP binding. The record is from RefSeq and is a predicted model, not a curated record. NCBI's taxonomy places the organism in Eukaryota, Viridiplantae, Streptophyta, Magnoliopsida, Nymphaeales, Nymphaeaceae. The coding region runs from base 293 to 2905 and encodes 870 amino acids. Gene Ontology annotation, biological process: protein phosphorylation.